Trachemys scripta elegans is the source of this 2772-nucleotide messenger RNA. It is a transcript of the gene WDR12, whose product is annotated as WD repeat domain 12. Lineage: Eukaryota; Metazoa; Chordata; Testudines; Emydidae. The transcript is spliced from 13 exons. Gene Ontology annotation, molecular function: protein binding. The record is from RefSeq and is a predicted model, not a curated record. Gene Ontology annotation, cellular component: PeBoW complex; preribosome, large subunit precursor. Gene Ontology annotation, biological process: ribosome biogenesis; maturation of 5.8S rRNA from tricistronic rRNA transcript (SSU-rRNA, 5.8S rRNA, LSU-rRNA); maturation of LSU-rRNA from tricistronic rRNA transcript (SSU-rRNA, 5.8S rRNA, LSU-rRNA). Bases 237 to 1508 code for a protein of 423 amino acids.
AGCGGCUCCGGACCCUUAAGAGCAGCCCCCACUAAUCGCUGGCGGAAUGCUCGAUCUGUGCUGCUGCACCGAGCUGAUUGACUGCGGCUCCGAGACACGUGCUUUCUCUGCUCCGCUGGCUGGGGAGAGAGCGCUCAGGGCCGGGUCCAGCCUCCUGUCCUGCACCCCGUGUCAGUCCUCAGCUGGGCACAGACGCACACACACAGCCCCGGCCCAGCCUCGCCCUCUCCGACCCAAUGGCCCAGCUCCAGGCUCGGUUCUUCACCGAGAACCACAAGUAUGUAGUAGAUGAUGUUCCAUUCUCUAUCCCAGCAGCCUCUGAAAUUGCUGACCUCAGUAACAUCAUCAAUAAAUUGCUGCAAGCUAAACAUGAGGACCACAAAUAUGUGGAGUUUGAUUUCCUUGUCAAGGGCCAGUUCUUGCGUAUGUCACUGGUCAAACACAUGGAAGCGGAAAACAUCUCAACAGAGGAAGUGGUGGAAAUAGAAUAUGUGGAGAAGUACACUGCACCUCAACCUGAGGAAUGCAUGUUCCAUGACGACUGGAUCAGUUCUAUUGAAGCUACGGAAGAAUGGAUCUUGACUGGCUCUUAUGAUCAGACUUCUCGAAUCUGGUCUUUAGAAGGAAAAUCCAUCAUGACAAUUGCUGGGCACACAGAGGUGGUGAAAGAUGUGACAUGGGUGAAAAAAGAUAGUUUGUCAUGCCUGCUACUCAGUGCCUCUCUGGAUCAGACUAUCCUGCUGUGGGAGUGGAAUGUAGAGAGGAACAAAGUGAAAGCCCUUCACUGUUGUAGAGGACAUGCUGGAAGUGUGGACUCUAUAGCAGUUGACUGCACAAGAACUAAAUUCUGCAGUGGAUCUUGGGAUAAGAUGUUAAAGAUCUGGUCUGCAGUGCCUACAGAUGAAGAGGAUGAAAUAGAGGAAGCAGCAAACAGACCAAGGAAGAAGCAGAAAAUUGAACAGCUUGGACUAACCAGGACUCCCAUUACAACUCUUUCUGGCCAUACUGAAGCCAUCUCCUCUGUGCUGUGGUCAGAUGCUGAAGAAAUUUGUAGUGCAUCAUGGGAUCAUACAAUUAAAAUAUGGGAUGUGGAGACAGGAGGUCUCAAAUCAACUUUGACUGGAAACAAAGUAUUUAAUUCUAUCUCCUACUCACCACUGUGUCGGCGUCUAGCAUCUGGGAGUACUGACAGACACAUUAGAUUAUGGGAUCCCCGCACUAAAGAUGGUUCCUUGGUACUCCUCUCUUUGACCUCUCACACUGGCUGGGUGACGUCUGUGAAGUGGUCCCCCACACAUGAGCAACAGCUAAUCUCAGGUUCUCUAGACAACGUUGUCAAGAUUUGGGACACAAGGAGUUGCAAGGCUCCUCUCUAUGAUUUGGCUGCUCAUGAAGACAAGGUUUUGUGUGUGGAAUGGACAGAAGCAGGGUUGCUGUUGAGUGGAGGGGCAGACAACAAGCUAUAUUCCUAUAGAUAUUCAGCAACAACCUCUGAUGUUGGAGCAUGAAAAUAAAAGGCAAGAAGAUUUUAGAGGUUACUUUCCAGUAGCCCUAACCUGUUGGAAGUUUUUAGAUAACGUACAGUUCAGCAUCUGAAGAAAAUAGCCUCCUAGAAAAACUGUCUGCUUCUACUUUGUACCGGAGAGCAGCCCUUUCUGGUUUUUGUAUUAUAGCAACAUGUAUAUGUAUUUAUAACAGAAAGACAGAACCACCAAGCAACCUCACACUUAUCUGGUCUGAUAUUGAAAUCAAACGUUUGUCCCCUUUUCUCUCAUAAGGACUAUAUAAAGAACAUUGGAGUUUAUUAAAAGUAAAGUGUUACUGAGAUUGCUAGACAAAUUACUCACUAAACUAAAUUAUUUUGUAUUCACAUUCUCUUUUUUAUAAAGCUUUUAUCUAUAAAGUUCAGUAUAUUAUGGUCUGAGCUCAAGUAGGUACUUGAGUUACACAAGUUCCAGAUGCUUCAGUGCAGGACUCAAGAUUCACCCCUCACCCCUGAACAACAUCUGAUCCUGCUUCCACUGAAAGAAAUGGAAUUAGGAUAAGGUCCUUAAUAGAGUUGUAAUGCAAAUUAUGUCACCAUUAUAGUUUCAAGGUGUUCUCUAUUGAUUUUAUUGGCAAGUGGAAUAUUUUGGUUCCUGUCAUUCAUAAGUUAAGGUGGUGUAAAUGUACACUUUAAAAAAAAAAUUACUGGCUGAUAUUGAAAAAAAAUGCUCAACUCAUUAGCCAGAUUAACAUCCUAUACAGUAAUAUAUUAAUGGAAUAUCCAACUGCUAAGGAAACCCUUAUUGUGCAGUAUAGGGUGCCUGGUCCAAACUGAAGCUCUAAGUACCAGUUGGCAAAAAGACUGCAGACAAAGCAAUGUUUUAUCAGAUCCAUUUAUUGUAACUGUCUAUUCUCAGCUGGAUACCCCCAGGAGUUGUGUAUAUGAUUUUUUUCUCUUACCCUCCCCCACAUGAAAUUAGUAAAUCAUCUUAAUCUGGUGUCCUCUGAGUAAUAUUUCGUAUAAAAUAUAAGGGUUCAACAUGUAUGGGAGUUGCCUGAGAAUCUCAGUACUAGAGCACAUUCUUCUGUAACAAAGAGCAAGUUAAGUGCUCAGAUCUCUCGGUAUAUUUUCACAUCAGCAAAUAACUUGCAUCAGAGAAUUUUCUUUACAAUUUAGUAGAAGCAAUCUGUGUAUUUAGCUGGGUUGAGGAUGUGGCAUUUAAUGCACAAUCAGCUUUAUUUUAGAGGAUAUAGAUCAACAAUUCACCUGUUUUCUGGGGGGGGGGG